Molecule: messenger RNA, 2616 nt
Organism: Alternaria infectoria
Lineage: Eukaryota; Fungi; Ascomycota; Dothideomycetes; Pleosporales; Pleosporaceae
Exons: 4
Coding region: 1-2616 (871 amino acids)
Molecular function (GO): protein binding
Source: RefSeq, a predicted model, not a curated record
AUGGCUGAGCUUGUCCAACUGAGCGGUGCCCUACUCGCUGGCGGCUACAACUUCCUAUCCAAGGUCGCGCGAGCGCCCAGCGAGGCUCGGAGUCUCCUGACGGAAACCGCGGCCGUCAACAGCCUUCUCGCGCAAUUACAGCAAAUCGCAGAUACAUCGCCUAAAGCAGCUGCUGACGAUGCACUACAGGCUCUUGAACGGGUCGGUGUCUUUGAAGAAUGUCGGUCAACGCUCAAGUCGAUCGAGCGGGCGCUGGCAAAAUGCGAGCAGGUCAAUGGUCAAGAUGCUAAGAAUUUGGGCAGGAAAUUGAUGUGGCCGUUCAAAGAGAAAGAGACCAAAGACGCCUUGCAGAGACUUCAUCACAUGCGCGGACUACUUGUGAAUGCUAUUGAGGCCAACUCUGCAUCGGCAAUUCGGCGCAUCGAAGUAGGGCAAGGCCUCAUAUCAGACGAGAUGAAGAAUAUGUCUGAGCAGCUCCGUGCGCAGAUGAGUCGUGAGGAGACACAGAAGGUAAUAUCGUGGGUCUGUCCAACGCCGUCCGAUGGUGCGCAUGCCAGUCUUGCAAGCGCUAUGAGUCGCCAUAUUCCUGGUACCGGAGAAUGGCUCUUGCAAUCCAAAGAGUUUCAAGAUUGGAAAGACUCAGAUGAUGGCACCAUGUGGAUCACUGGUCUUCCUGGAGCAGGCAAAACGCUCCUCUGCGCAUCUAUCAUUCGACACAUUCAACGGCUUUGUACGGAUACCGCCGCAGUCGUAUACUUCUUCUGCGAUCAUCGCGAUCGCGCGAAACUGACACACGAGAAUUUCGCUUCAAGUGUUGCGAGACAAAUGAUGGAAGCUUCACCUUUGUGUCUCGAACAAGGCAGAUUGCUCUUCAACGAGAAAUCUAAGGAAGGCAGUCGCCCUUUCCAAAGCGACGAUUACUUUCCACUGAUCUGCUCAUCUGUGGAACAUCUAAAGAAUGUUUUUAUCAUUCUGGACGCGCUCGAUGAGUCCACUGAGGGUGAUAGCAUAGCCCGAAGUCUUGCGAGAAUUCACGAAUUCCAGAAAAGCGCAGGGUGCCGUAUCAGGAUUCUUUUGACGAGCCGAUUCGAUGCUCUUGUUCAAGGACGAUAUCCCAACCUUGCCACGACACAUAUCGUUCUUGCAGAGAACAUGCGUCCCGACAUCCAGUAUUACGUUACGGAAGAACUUCAAGCGCGCGUCGCAAAAGGUGUGCUCAAAGUCAAGAACAAAGACAUCUUGUCCUCGAUGCGACAACAGAUCGUCCUCUGUGCGGGCACGAUGCUACAGGCAUGUCUGAAGAUCGACUAUAUUUGUACGGCGAAGUCAGAUAAGGAGAUCAAAAUCAUCUUGCAAAAUCUACCGAGUGGGCUCAGACACACGUACGAAGCACUUUUGUGCGACAUUGCGACGCGGUACCCAACAAGGAUUGAAGAGGUACAAAAGUUGUUCCGGUGCCUUGUUGCUGCUGCGACACCAUUGACCGCUCCCGAGCUAGCGGAGAUCUUGGCCAUGCAACCCGGUGAGCGCGACUUAGACCAUGAUGCCGUGGUCACAGAUCCUUACGACGCUUUGGAACCUAUCUCCACACUCAUACGGAUCGAAAGUUCCGAAGAUCAGCGCAGUGUGAUAAGACUAUGCCAUUUUACCCUAGAGCAAUAUCUUACCUCUACUACUAUCCAAGAAAGUCCAGCUAGUCUAUUCUAUGUGUCUGAUAGCGAGGCAGAAGCAUGGAUGGCCGAUGUAUGCCUUCAGCACCUCACCAUGGAUACCUUCAAUGCGCCACUAGAGUAUGGCCUAGAUCUGGAUCUUGAUCAAGAUUAUGCAUUUCGCACGUACGCUGCACUCAACUGGUUCAAUCAUGCAAGCGUUUCAGUAUGUCGCUUACAUCUAUAUGAUCCGUCCCAUCCUGCUCUUGGCAGGUUCCUGGACGCCGAGGAGGUACCACCUUGCUACAAGAGAUGGCAGAGUCUGAUUGCGAAGAUCUUGCCCAAUGCCGAAUUCCUCGACUAUUCGCCAACAUGUAUGUGCAUCUGGGCCGAGUUGCACGUUACUGCAAGGGAGCUGUGCCAACGGCUACCAAACAUGGACUACCAUUUCGAAAAUGGCCUCACCUGUCUUACAGUUGCCGCAAAGGAAUACGACCAGUAUCUGGUCACAUAUCUGUUAGAGCAUGGCGCGAAGGUGGACGAGCCAACUCGCGAAUUGGGACAGUUCAAAGCGUUGACUCCAUUGCAUUUCGCCGCCGAGUGGUGUGCGGAAGGGGUAGUGGAUCUUCUACUAAACCAUGGUGCUGAUCCACACAGACCUUCGGUAUCAGGCGCCACCCCGUUCUAUCUAGCCUGUCGUGGCGGAGACCUAGACAUAGUGAAUCGACUCAAAAAGUGCGGAUGCGACAUCAACGCGCGGACUUGGAGUAAUCGGACGCCGAUCUUCGAGGCAAUCGAGCACGAUCACGAAGACGUACUUGAUCUCUUAUUGGAGUGGCAUGUUGAUCUGUCGGUCGUCACGUACGGAGGCUGGACAAUACUGUCUUUCGCUGAAGCGCUCAAGAGAGAAUCUAUGCUGGAGAAACUGGAACACGCUGUAGCUGACUCCCGGGUUACCCUCCCUUAA